GGCGCGCUCCUGGGCGCGAGGUAGAAGGCUGUGGAGGCGGGCGUUUGGGAAGAGUGCUCGGAAAACAAAACCCCAGGCACCUUCCACCCAACCUUUUGAGGUCCUCUUUGAAGUAUAUCUUGUGUCAAAGAUCGUCUUGGCAGUGGCAUAUUUUAUACCCCUAUGCAGUGGUCUAGAGCCAAACAGACAAUAUCAGGGUAUCAAGACAAUUAAAUGGGAGAAAGAAUAGUCAACCUAGUGCUACUGGGACAACUGGAUAUCUGCAUACAAAAGACUACACCCCUGUGAAACUGUGCCCUUGCCACACAACCCUUACAAAACUAAACUCAAAAUGGAUGAAAGGUUUUGAACAACUUGGGAGAAUUGGAGAAUGUUAAAAUAUUUUCAGAAGCGUGCAACCUCCCUGUGAUAAGAAGAUAUUCUGCCAUGGCAUGGGAGUGUUCCUCUAUGUUUUUAGAAGAUUUCCUAUUUCAGAGGAUUUGAAGGUUGGAUUUUUCAACACAGACCAUGCUACUCAAACGGAUUCUAGUGAAAUUUUGCCUCUAAAAGAGUUGAGUUCAUCAACACAAAAACUAGUACAGACUGUUAAAUCCCUUCAGGUGGAUUUCGGGUUUCUCAAACAAUCACUUCAAUUGAAGUUUGAGGAUCGACUUAAACAGGAGUCUUUCAGUCUCUUCACUGUUCUACAGGAUAGGAUCCAGUCGAUUGAAAAACGUUAUCAACAGAAUGAGGAAGUCAUAAGAAAAUGCUACAAUCAACAGCUAGCUGAUGCCAUAGCUGUUAUCCGAGGAAUAUACAAGGACUCUCUUGGGACCACAGAGAUCAGCCCUCCAAAAUAUGCUGUAGGACAGAGGAGUUUGGAGUACAAACAAGAAAAUGAGACACUGCUUCAAACAAUUUCAGAACUCAGAGAAGAAAUCCAACUCUAUCUAAAAGAAAACUCAGAAUUAGAAGAUGAAAUUAUAAGUCUGAAAGAGAAGGCAGAUAAGGAUCAUCUGAUUAUUCAAAAGUUAAUUAAUGCCAGAGACAGAUUAACAUAUGAGCUUGAAUUUGAAAAAUCAUCAAUGCAAGAUUUGGUUGGUAAACAGAAAGAGGACUUAGAAACAAGAAGAGCGUUUGACAGCCUAAUCAUUAAGUCUCAGAAAUUAUCCAAGGGGGAAGAAACUUCUUGGUCCCCAAUGUUCUCAGUAACCAAGAUGGCAUCCAAGGGUGAAGACAUUUCAGGACGAGCUUCCAUCACCACCCCUGCUGUCACCACCCCUGCCGUCACCACUCCAGCCGUCACCACUCCAGCCAUCACCACUCCAGCCAUCACCACUCUAGCCAUCACCACUCCAGCCAUCACCACUCCAGCCAUCACCACUCCAGCCAUCACCAUUCCAGCCAUCACCAUUCCAGCCAUCACCAUGCCAGCCAUCACCACUCCGGCCAUCACCACUCCAGCCAUCACCACUCCUGCCAUCACCACUCCUGCCAUCACCACUCCUGCCAGCACCACUCCUGCCAUCACCACUCCGGCAAUCACCAGUUCUGCCGUCACCACUCCCGCCGUCACCAUUUCUGCCAUCACUUCGCCAGUGUUCAUUAAGACCAAAAGAGUUAGGACUCCGAAGAAGCGGUUACAAAGGCAAGAGCAGCGACUUGUGGGAAGCUAUAGAAGCCCCGUUCCGAUGAAAGAAGAAAAGAGUGUAUAUAUAUCAGUACCUCAGCCUGAAGAACACAGUGAUUUGAAGAAGCAAAUAGAAACAUUAAAAGAUAAGUUAGAUACUGAGAAAAAAAAGGCAGAAAGGUUUAGGAAGGAAUCAGAACGAAUUAACAAACUCUGGGAAAGGAAAUUCUAUAUUCUCAGGAACAGCUUUUAUGUUCUUAAAAAUGAGAUGUUUACUAGGCACACAUUGUACCGCCAGUUUGCAAUACUUGCUGAGACAUCCUUCAAUUAUCCUAAGGCAAAACCUUUAGUUGUGCAGUCCAAAACAAAUUUGGCAGACACUGGUUCUUCUGGGAAUGAAUAUUCUACAACUUUGGUUGACCAAAAGUACAUGGACAUAAUCAAUGAACAGCUGUACUUUCCACCUUCAGAAAAAUUGAAAACGGUCGAGAAACAUUCGCCGAAGAACAUGCUGGUACCCCGGAGCUCCGCAGGGACUGACGAGGAUGGCACUCAUUAACCGGGAACACUGAGCUGCGCCCCGCGGGACCACAGAAGGAGGGCCCUCACCAACUGGGCGCGAAGCCCGCCUCUCUGGCACGGGUACGAUCUUCUACUAGGCAUUUCUCAUACAACUGUUGGGCCUCACUGGGUGAUGUAUAGUAACUGGAGCAGCGCACUUGAGAAACUCGAGGCGCGCCCUUGGGGCGCAUCUUUCCGAGCCCUUAACUGCUGGCGCGCAGACCGAGGGGCCGCCAGAUCCAUCCUCGCACUUCCUCAACUCGGUGGUGUGCCCCAGCGCAGACGGUUCCAGAAGGGACGAACUUCAAUUAAAAAUUUUGA
Talpa occidentalis (Iberian mole) is the source of this 2491-nucleotide messenger RNA. RefSeq names its product chromosome unknown C10orf67 homolog (gene CUNH10orf67). The coding region runs from base 432 to 2168 and encodes 578 amino acids. Lineage: Eukaryota; Metazoa; Chordata; Mammalia; Eulipotyphla; Talpidae. The record is from RefSeq and is a predicted model, not a curated record. The transcript is spliced from 19 exons.